UUGUCUCUUUUCUUUAAGGUCCGACCCGACUUAGUCCAAGUCUAUUAAAUUUGAACCGGACUAACCCAGCCUAGCUCUUGACAAGCCGUAUUCUCAUGUUCGAAUCCCAUUCACUCAUCUGGUUUAGACUAGAAAACAAAACAAAAUCCGUUUAAAAUCCAGGUCAAUCCAGGUCAAAUUCGCCUCCCUCUCAGUGUCACUCUCAUCCCUGAUCGCAGACCGCCAUCGCCCCAAAUCCCUAAUUUUGAUUUCCUCAGCCCCAAAUCUCUCGUUUCCUCUCUCUUUCUCAAACUCUUUGUCUUUAUCGUUUGCUGAUAUCUUCUCUCCACUCUCGACUUUAUAGGAGUUCUCUCGGCUGAGCACUACCCAUCAGAUGGAUCCUUUUGAUAGUGCUGAAGGUGGAGGUACAGAAUCUGCAAAUAAUGUGCAAGAAUCUGCUCCUUCUAACCCUAUAGACCCUGUAGCAGUUUGCUAGGGUUUAGAUGAGUCCACCUGCUUUGGUGAAGAUGGAAGAUACUAACCCUAAAGUUUUAGCUUCCAAGAAUUCAAAUUCCGAAAGCAGAGAUUCAGACCCCAUCCAAGCUCGAUUUAAUGAUUUGUGCAAGAAUGGAUUGUCGUUGGAUGAUAAUGCUUACACGCAAGCUAUGAAGCUGUUCAAAGAAACCAAACAUCUAUUAACUUCAAAUGCAUUGGCUAUUGGAAACGGAACACCUGAAGAAGCAGAACAGUUCUGGUUUGCCUUUGUUUUGUACUCCGUGAAAACUUUGAGUGAGAAUAAUUCACAGAUGAGCUCUGAUGAUAAUGGAUUUUCUCUCUUCCAAAUUUUGAGAGCUGCGAAGAUGAACAUUGUAGAUUUUUUCAAGGAGCUUCCUCAGUUAGUUGUUAAGGCCGGUCCAGUUUUGAGUGAUCUUUAUGGCAUAGAUUGGGAAAACAAACUUGAGGCAAAAGAGUUGCAGGCAAAUUUUGAGUACUUGAGCCUGUUAUGCAAGUACUACAAACGUGUAUACCGAGAGGUCUUCUUGACAAGUGAUGUAAAUGCCGAUAAGCAGUCAGCUGUUGCCAGAGGAACUGGUUAUGUGUCGGAGUAUCAUCGUUUUGGAUGGUUGCUGUUUUUGGCCCUUCGUGUACAUGUAUUCAGCCGAUUUAAAGACCUGUUGACUUGUGCAAAUGGCUUGGUUGCCAUAUUGGCAAUUUUAAUUAUUCAUGUUCCUGUUUGCUUCAGAAAAUUCAACAUCCAUGAUUCAACACACUUUGGUAAGAAAGGCAGCAAAGGCGUGGACCUGCUUGCGUCCCUUUGCAACAUUUAUGACACUUCAGAAGAUGAGUUGAGAAAAACAAUGGAAAUGGCUAAUGCUUUAAUAGCGGACAUUUUGAAGAAGAAGCCCUGUUCAGCGUCUGAGUGUAGAAAUAAAAAUCUAGAGAAUAUGGAUCCAGAUGGUUUGACCUACUUUGAAGGUCUUAUGGAGGAACCAUCAUUGUCAUCCAGUUUAGAUAUUCUAGAAAAGGAUUACGAUGAUGCAAUUCGGAGUAAGGGUGAACUUGAUGAGAGAGUCUUCAUCAACGAAGAAGAUAGCUUACUUGGUUCUGGUAGCUUUUCUGGGGGAUCCAUGAAUUUAUCCGGUGUGAAGAGGAAAUUUGAUUCUAUAGCCUCCCCAACAAAGCCAAUUGCAAGUCCACUGUCUCCCCAUCACACUCCUGCAUCUCAUGUUAAUGGUGGUGCUAAUUCAAAGAUGGUAGCCACACCAGUGAGCACUGCAAUGACAACUGCAAAGUGGCUUCGGACCUUUAUUUCUCCACUUCCGUCAAAACCCUCAGCCAAGCUAGAGGGGUUCCUGGCAUUGUGUGAUAGGGAUGUUACCAAUGAUGUGGUACGCAGGGCACAAGUCAUAUUGGAGGUUAUAUUUCCAAGUAGUGCCUUGGGAGAACGAUUUGUAACUGGUAGCCUGCAAAGUGCUGACCUCAUGGACAACAUCUGGGCAGAACAACGAAGAUUGGAAGCACUCAAACUUUAUUAUAGAGUUUUGGAGGCAAUCUGUAGGGCAGAGGCUCAAAUACUGCAUGCUACUAAUUUGACCUCUUUAUUAACCAAUGAGAGGUUCCAUAGAUGCAUGCUAGCCUGCUCUGCUGAGUUAGUCCUGGCAACACAUAAGACUGUCACAAUGUUGUUUCCAGCAGUGUUGGAGAGGACAGGUAUUACAGCUUUUGAUCUUAGCAAGGUGAUAGAGAGCUUCAUUAGACAUGAGGAAUCUCUUCCAAGAGAAUUAAGACGACACUUGAAUUCAUUGGAAGAACGACUUUUGGAGAGCAUGGUAUGGGAAAAGGGUUCCUCGAUGUAUAAUUCUUUGACUGUUGCAAGACCUGCCCUCUCAGCAGAAAUAAAUCGUCUUGAGUUAUUAGCAGAACCCAUGCCAUCUUUGGAUGCAAUCGCCAUGCGUAUUACCUUCUCUUGUGGAGGGUUGCCUCUGGCACCUUCUUUACAGAAGCAUGAGAAUUCACCAGGUCAGAAUGGAGAUAUCAGGUCUCCAAAGAUGGAGCAGAAUUCCUUUACAUCUCCUGUGAAAGAUCGUUUUCAGGCCUUAAGUAACCUAAAGUCAAAUCUGCCAGCCCCCCCUUUACAGUCUGCAUUUGCCAGUCCAACACGGCCAAAUCCGGGAGGUGGAGGGGAAACAUGUGCAGAAACUGGAAUUAGUAUUUUCUUUAGCAAGAUAAUCAAGCUGGCGGCUGUCAGAAUCAAUGGUAUGGUUGAAAGGAUGCAACUGUCUCAGCAGAUCAGAGAGAAUGUUUAUCGUCUCUUUCAACAAAUCCUUGUUCAACGGACAUCUCUCUUUUUUAACCGCCACAUCGACCAGAUUAUUCUUUGUUGUUUUUAUGGAGUUGCAAAGAUUUCUCAACUUAAUUUAACAUUUAGGCAAAUCUUAUACAACUAUACAAAGCAACCACAAUAUAAACCGCAAGUUUUUCGAAGUGUGUUUGUUAAUUGGCCUUCAGCACGCCGCAAUGGGAGGCCAGCACAGGAACACAUUGAAAUCAUACCAUUUUACAAUGAAAUAUUCAUUCCUUCUGUGAAAUCUCUGCUAGUCGAGGUUGGACCAGGUCCAACAACUACAAGAGAUAGCAUAGUUCCUGAAGCAAACAAUGACAAUGAUGCUCAAUGUCCUGGAUCACCUAAAGUAUCCAGCUUUCCAAGUCUCCCUGAUAUGUCUCCAAAGAAAGUAUCUGCAGCACACAAUGUUUAUGUCUCUCCAUUGCGAUCAUUUAAGAUGGAUGCUUUGAUCUCGCAUAGCACAAAAAGCUAUUAUGCUUGUGUUGGGGAGUGUACCGUUGCGUAUCAGAGCCCUUCGAAAGAUCUCACUGCCAUCAACAACCGCUUGAAUGGUACGCGAAAGCUCAGAGGCACUCUCAACUUUGACAAUGUUGACGUAGGCUUGGUCAGUGAUUCUAUGGUGGUCAACAGCCUCUACCUUCAGAAUCAAAAUGGAAGUUGUGCAUCCUCAUCAGGUGCAUCGGUGAAAACUGAGCAACAGGACUCAUAAUUCAACUCAACGGCGCCUAUGUAUAGUUAUAGUUUUCCAGAAAUCUAGUAUUUUAAUUCUUCAUAGUUCUGUACAUUUCUGUUUAUGACACGAAGUGCUGGUGCUGAAUGGGCGGGUUAGGUAGAAUGGCCACCAAAAAGCCCCAUUUCCCAUUUACUCACGUAUGUUAGGUAGGACCUUUUUCCUCGGCUUUCUAGGGUUCAAGUAAUUGUAUCGAGAUUCUCCUUCUGCGGGUGUAUCUUUCCACCUGAGUUGUAAAUGUUAAUUCCAAUUUACACUGUAUCAAGUGUCCAACUAGCAAUUGGUAGAAAAAUUACCAAUUCAAAACCUGCCAAUUGCAAUGUACAAUAACGGCUUACGGUUGGAACAUCGGAUUAGUAAGCUAAUGCCCGAUUGAAAGUCUUGAUGCCAAUUGCAUUUCACAAUA
Messenger RNA from Prunus persica (peach), 3960 nucleotides. RefSeq names its product retinoblastoma-related protein. The record is from RefSeq and is a predicted model, not a curated record. The coding region runs from base 483 to 3533 and encodes 1016 amino acids. Gene Ontology annotation, biological process: negative regulation of G1/S transition of mitotic cell cycle; cell differentiation; regulation of transcription by RNA polymerase II. NCBI's taxonomy places the organism in Eukaryota, Viridiplantae, Streptophyta, Magnoliopsida, Rosales, Rosaceae. The transcript has 20 exons. Gene Ontology annotation, cellular component: transcription regulator complex; chromatin; nucleus. Gene Ontology annotation, molecular function: RNA polymerase II transcription regulatory region sequence-specific DNA binding.